Molecule: messenger RNA, 1215 nt
Organism: Penicillium nucicola
Lineage: Eukaryota; Fungi; Ascomycota; Eurotiomycetes; Eurotiales; Aspergillaceae
Exons: 1
Coding region: 1-1215 (404 amino acids)
Source: RefSeq, a predicted model, not a curated record
AUGACUUGCGAGCGUGUACGUCAAGUAUUGGGUGGCGUCUUUUUGCAAAACGGAACAGAAAAGGCCCUUCUCUGGUUUGUUUUCCAUCGCUGGGCAGCCUUAUUAGAUGGUCAACCAGUUGAAGACGCAGAGGUUUUCUCAGAAGGUAUCUUCGCUUUGAAAAUACAGCAGAGUAUUAUUUUCAAGAUUUCGAAGGAUAUUCUGGACCGCUGGCAACAUGUUGAGCGCGGCUCCACUAUCUGCAAAGCUCGAAAUCUCACCCUUUUGGUCCUUCCGCGUCAGAGCUUGUUGAAAUUGACGAUCAAUGUUGAAGAGUACUGGGUGAUAGCUGAAGAGCGGCUGCACCUAACUCAUGAUUUGGUGCUCCAAAGCAGUCUUUACAACCAACUUGCUCUACGUUUGAACCCUGCACUUCAGCAGCUUGUCACCUUCAUUAUCGAGGCUGGGUUCUCUGACGUCGAUUUCCGGAAUUGUCCCAUCAUUGACCAAGAAUUGCAAUAUGGAGUAACACCAAGAAUAGCCCUCGUUGACCUGGAGAAUUGUGUAUCUCCUAUGCUAGAAAGUGCAUGCUUGAAUGUUAUUUAUGAACGGGCAUUUUUCGGCCAGCGACCGUCCAUCCGUGGGCUUUUGCGAUGUGUAACACCGGCAAAUUUCGAAACCAUUUGCCUUGCUGCCAUGAGAAAAGGAGUUGACUUGCACGCUCUCGGUCCCUAUAAGCGUAUCACCAAUGAACGCUGCUUGGAGCUAGAACAGGCCUGCCAGUAUGCGAAAGUCCUCUCGGAGGAACAGGUCUUCCUCCACCUAGUCCGGCAGUUUGUCUCUUGUUUGAUGAGAUCUGUCGCGAGCACUAGUGCCAUAUGUGACAAAGUACACACUAAGCCAGUGUCCCCAAAGCGAUGGGGUUUUUGUUCUGGGGCUCCUCGUCGAUUCCAAACCCUGUGUCGGAUCACAGACGCAGAAAUGACCUUACGCGGUGUUCUCGUCUUAGAUCUGAACUCUAAGCCCGUGGCUACGGCGAUCUUGGUUGAAGGUAUUCCAAAAUAUGAGUUCAAUAGGCAGAGCGUGUCAGAAAGUAUGACUACAUUCUUCAAUAGUAAGGUGGAGGUUUCAGCGAUGCGAGAGCAGGGCGGUGUUUUAUCAUGCUACUUCUCUCGCUGCCGCAGUGCAGAGUAUGAGAUUCUGAAGUCGAACUUACGUACCUUUCUCAAAGAUUGA